Molecule: messenger RNA, 1707 nt
Organism: Sceloporus undulatus (fence lizard)
Lineage: Eukaryota; Metazoa; Chordata; Lepidosauria; Squamata; Phrynosomatidae
Gene: ROGDI
Product: rogdi atypical leucine zipper
Exons: 12
Coding region: 96-980 (294 amino acids)
Cellular component (GO): RAVE complex
Source: RefSeq, a predicted model, not a curated record
GAGGGCGGAGGAGUGACAGCCUCAGCAUAACACUCUCCUCAGGCAGCAGGGAGGCCGUUGGUCGUCUCCGAGAGGCGGCUAUUCCUCCAGAGGCGAUGAGGAUGGCGGCGCUGGCGAGCGCGGCGGAGAGGGCUGUCCUGCAAGAAGAAUUCAAAUGGCUCUUACGGGAGGAGGUUCACACUGUCCUUCGGCAACUACAAGAUAUCCUGAAGGAGGCUUCUCAUCGGUUCACUUUGCCUGUGAGUGGCUCAGAGGGACCCAUCAAACAGGAGAACUUUAUUCUGGGUACUUCAAAUGCUGACCAAGUGAAAGGAGUCCUGACACUUCAGGGAGAUGCCCUGUCCCAGGCAGAUAUUAACUUGAAAAUGCCCAGGAAUAACCAGCUCCUGCACUUUGCAUUCCGGGAUGACAAGCAGUGGAAACUGCAGCAGAUUCAGGAUGCAAGGAAUCAUGUCAACCAAGCAAUCUACUUACUCACUAACAGAAGUGCUAAUUACCAGUUCAAGACGGGAUGUGAGGUCAUCAAGCUGAUGGAUGCAGUGAUGUUACAGUUGACAAGAGCUCGAAAUCGGCUCACCACGCCAGCUACUUUGACGCUCCCAGAAAUUGCAUCUAGCGGCCUCACGAAGAUGUUCACUCCUGGUCUGCCUGCAGAUAUCUUGGUGAAUUUCUACAUCAACCUGAACAAGCUGUGCUUGACAGUCUACCAGUUACAUGCACUGCAGCCCAGUUCCACAAAGAACUUUAGGCCUGCUGGAGGGUCCAUUCUCCACAACCCAGGGGCCAUGUUUGAGUUCAACAACCAAAGAUAUGAAGUCAGCCAUGUUCAUAAGGUGGAGUGUGUUGUACCUUGGUUGAACGAUGCCCUCGUUUUCUUCACAGUAUCUCUGCAGCUCUGCCAGCAGCUAAAGGAUAAGGUGAUCAGUUCGAAGAUGUACGUAUGUUUGGAUUUUAUAUCUGUUGCUAAAAGAAGAAUGUAAGAUCAAUGUAUUUUCUGGCUACUGGAAUUACAAGCUGUACUAAUUCCUGUUUCGACAGUGGUCCAUCUGUAGUUUUCACUCUCUCUUCUGGGGAGGAGGUUGUUGUAUAAGCUGUGUAUGUGAGACGUCGUUGGAUCCCUCCACUCAUGGUAGCCACAGGUUAGGGCACCAUACCCAGAGUUGGCAUCCUUGUGUGUAGUAUGUCAUUAUUUAUUAGCACUUUAGAGGUCCAGACUUUCUUUCCAUGUGCUUUGAGGCUGGGUGCAAGGCUAAUCCAUCAGAAUAUUCCCACUAGUGUGAGGAAAUUAUGGACAACAGGGAUUCACCAGUCUCUGCCUAUUUCCCAUUCCUGGAGGAUAAGAGGGACCAGCCAGAGGUAUGGCACUCCUUAAUGGCCUAUACCCAUUCCUUGUCAUGUUUAGGGUUUGGUGUCGUAUCCACCUGCACCCUCCCUUUUGCACAGAUGUGAUGGUUCAUUUCACAACUUCCAUAAAAGAGGCAUAGGGAACAAUUUCCUUUUCAUGGUGGGUUAAACCUGCUUUUGUUAAGCAGGGGCACCACAUCUUUACCAAGUCUUCCGGUGAUCCAUUCCUUGCCUGUCUAUCCGCAAGGCAAAGCAAGCUCCAAAUGCUGUCCUGGUGGCAGAAGUGAUUGAUUGCUGCUAAAUUUGUGAGAGUAAUUUCUCAAACUACUGUGUUGUGAAAUAAACAUACUUGGAAUAUCGUGA